GGGGCCGCCUCGGGCCGAGCGGGCGCAGCGAGCCGCCUGGUGAGCGCCGACAACAUGUCGGAUACCAAGGUAAAAGUUGCCGUCCGGGUCCGGCCCAUGAACCGACGAGAACUGGAACUGAACACCAAGUGCGUGGUAGAGAUGGAAGGGAAUCAAACGGUCCUGCACCCUCCUCCUUCUAACACCAAACAGGGAGAAAGGAAACCUCCCAAGGUAUUUGCCUUUGACUAUUGCUUUUGGUCCAUGGAUGAAUCUAACACGACAAAAUAUGCUGGUCAAGAAGUGGUUUUCAAGUGCCUUGGGGAAGGAAUUCUUGAAAAGGCCUUUCAGGGUUAUAAUGCUUGUAUUUUUGCUUAUGGACAGACAGGUUCAGGAAAAUCCUUUUCCAUGAUGGGCAAUGCUGAGCAGCUGGGCCUCAUUCCAAGGCUCUGCUGUGCUUUAUUUCAAAGGAUCUCUUUGGAGCAAAAUGAAUCACAGACCUUCAAAGUUGAAGUAUCUUAUAUGGAAAUUUAUAAUGAGAAAGUACGGGACCUUUUAGACCCCAAAGGGAGUAGGCAGUCUCUUAAAGUUCGAGAGCAUAAAGUUUUGGGGCCAUAUGUAGAUGGUUUAUCUCAACUGGCUGUUACUAGCUUUGAGGAUAUUGAGUCAUUGAUGUCUGAGGGAAAUAAGUCUCGGACGGUAGCUGCAACCAACAUGAAUGAAGAAAGUAGCCGCUCCCAUGCCGUGUUCAACAUCAUCAUCACACAGACACUUUAUGACCUGCAGUCUGGGAACUCGGGAGAGAAAGUCAGUAAGGUCAGCUUGGUAGACCUGGCAGGCAGCGAAAGAGUGUCUAAAACAGGAGCUGCGGGAGAGCGACUGAAAGAAGGCAGCAACAUUAACAAGUCACUUACAACCUUGGGGUUGGUUAUUUCUUCACUGGCCGACCAGGCAGCUGGCAAGGGUAAAAACAAGUUUGUGCCUUACCGAGAUUCAGUUCUCACUUGGCUUCUUAAGGACAAUUUGGGGGGCAACAGCCAGACCUCCAUGAUAGCCACCAUCAGCCCAGCAGCAGACAACUAUGAAGAGACCCUCUCUACAUUAAGAUACGCAGAUCGAGCCAAAAGGAUUGUUAACCAUGCCAUUGUCAAUGAGGAUCCCAAUGCAAGAGUCAUCCGCGAACUGCGGGAAGAAGUGGAGAAACUGAAAGAGCAGCUCUCACAGGCUGAGGCUAUGAAGGCCCCUGAACUGAAGGAGAAGCUCGAAGAAUCUGAAAAGCUGAUAAAAGAACUAACAGUGACAUGGGAAGAGAAGCUGAGGAAAACAGAAGAAAUUGCACAGGAGAGACAACGACAACUUGAAAGUAUGGGGAUUUCCCUUGAGACGUCUGGCAUCAAGGUGGGGGAUGACAAGUGUUACUUAGUCAACCUAAAUGCAGACCCUGCUCUUAACGAACUCCUGGUUUAUUAUUUAAAGGCUCAUACCAGGGUGGGUGCAGAUACCUCUCAGGACAUACAGCUCUUUGGCAUAGGAAUUCAGCCUGAGCACUGUGAGAUUGACAUUGCAUCUGAUGGAGAUGUGUCUCUUACCCCAAAAGAAAACGCAAGGUCCUGUGUAAACGGCACCCUCGUGUGCAGCACCACCCAGCUGUGGCAUGGUGAUAGAAUCCUGUGGGGAAAUAACCACUUUUUUAGAAUAAACUUACCGAAAAGGAAACGGCGAGACUGGUUGAAAGACUUUGAAAAAGAAACGGGUCCACCGGAGCAUGACAUGGAUGCAGCCAGUGAAGCAUCCUCAGAACCAGACUAUAACUAUGAGUUUGCACAGAUGGAAGUGAUCAUGAAAACGCUGAACAGCAAUGACCCAGUUCAAAAUGUGGUUCAGGUCCUGGAGAAACAAUAUCUGGAGGAAAAGAGGAGUGCUCUGGAGGAGCAGCGGCUUAUGUAUGAGCGCGAGCUGGAGCAACUCCGCCAGCAGCUCUCCCCUGAGAGGCAGCCCCAGAGCAGCGGCCCUGACCGCCUGGCCUACAGCAGCCAGACAGCUCAGCAGAAGGUGACCCAGUGGGCAGAGGAGAGGGAUGAACUCUUCCGACAAAGCCUGGCAAAGCUCCGAGAGCAGCUAGUGAAAGCUAAUACGUUGGUGAGGGAAGCAAACUUCUUAGCUGAGGAAAUGAGCAAACUCACUGAUUACCAAGUGACUCUUCAGAUCCCUGCUACAAACCUCAGUGCCAAUAGAAAGAGAGGGGCAAUAGUGAGUGAGCCAGCUAUUCAAGUGAGGAGGAAAGGAAAGAGCACCCAAGUGUGGACCAUUGAGAAGCUGGAGAAUAAAUUAAUUGACAUGAGAGAACUUUAUCAAGAAUGGAAGGAAGAAGUUCCAGAGGCAAAGAGACUCUGCGGGAAACGAGGUGACCCGUUUUAUGAAGCCCAAGAGAAUCACAACCUAAUUGGUGUGGCUAAUGUCUUCUUGGAGUGCCUCUUCUGUGAUGUGAAACUCCAGUAUGCAGUUCCCAUCAUCAGCCAGCAGGGGGAGGUUGCAGGGCGUCUCCACGUGGAAGUGAUGCGCGUGACAGGAGCUGUUCCGGAGCGCGUGGUGGAGGAUGACUCCUCGGAGAACUCUAGUGAAAGUGGGAGCCUCGAAGUCGUAGACAGCACUGGGGAAAUCAUUCACCGAGUCAAAAAACUGACAUGCCGGGUGAAAAUUAAAGAGGCAUCUGGGCUGCCCUUGAACCUCUCCAAUUUUGUCUUCUGUCAAUACACAUUCUGGGACCAAUGUGAGUCUACAGUGGCUGCACCCGUGGUGGACCCAGAAGUCCCUUCUCCACCAUCCAAGGAUGCCCAGUACACAGUGACUUUCUCUCACUGUAAGGACUUUGUGGUGAACGUAACAGAAGAAUUCCUGGAGUUCAUUUCAGAUGGAGCAUUGGCAAUUGAAGUAUGGGGGCACCGGUGUACCGGAAAUGGUAGCUCCAUCUGGGAAGUCGAUUCCCUUCAUGCUAAGACGAGGACACUGCAUGACAGGUGGAACGAAGUAACUCGCAGGAUAGAAAUGUGGAUCUCCAUAUUAGAACUGAAUGAGUUGGGGGAAUACACUGCUGUGGAACUUCAUCAGGCAAAAGAUGUCAACACGGGAGGCAUCUUUCAACUAAGACAGGGUCAUUCCCGUAGAGUGCAAGUAACAGUGAAGCCUGUACAGCAUUCAGGGACAUUGCCUCUUAUGGUUGAAGCCAUCUUGUCAGUAUCCAUUGGCUGCGUAACGGCCAGGUCUACCAAACUCCAAAGAGGGCUGGACAGUUACCAGAGAGAUGAUGAGGAUGGUGAUGAUAUGGAUAGUUAUCAGGAAGAAGAUUUAAACUGUGUACGAGAGAGGUGGUCUGACGCACUCAUUAAACGACGGGAAUACUUAGAUGAACAGAUUAAAAAAGUCAGCAAUAAAAAAGAGAAGACAGAGGAUGACGUGGAGCGGGAAGCCCGGCUGGUGGAGCAGUGGGUGGGGCUGACUGAGGAGAGGAACGCUGUGCUGGUCCCAGCACCAGGCAGUGGCAUCCCCGGCGCUCCCGCCGACUGGAUCCCACCUCCUGGAAUGGAAACCCACAUACCAGUUCUUUUCCUUGAUUUGAACGCCGAUGACCUCAGUGCCAAUGAGCAGCUUGUCGGCCCUCAUGCAUCGGGUGUGAACUCCAUCCUGCCCAAGGAGCACGGGAGCCAGUUUUUCUACCUGCCCAUCAUAAAGCAUAGUGACGAUGAGGUUUCAGCCACAGCCUCUUGGGACUCCUCAGUACAUGAUUCCGUCCACUUGAAUAGGGUCACACCCCAGAAUGAAAGGAUUUACCUCAUCGUGAAGACCACAGUCCAGCUCAGCCACCCGGCUGCUAUGGAGUUAGUCUUGCGAAAACGGAUUGCAGCCAACAUUUACAAUAAACAGAGUUUCACCCAGAGUUUGAAGAGGAGAAUAUCAUUGAAAAAUAUAUUUUAUUCCUGUGGUGUCACCUAUGAAAUAGUAUCCAAUAUACCAAAGGCAACAGAGGAGAUAGAGGACCGGGAAACGUUGGCUCUCAUGGCAGCAAGGAGUGAAAACGAAGGCACGUCGGAUGGGGAGACCUACAUUGAGAAGUACACACGUGGUGUGCUGCAGGUGGAAAACAUUCUGAGUCUCGAACGGCUCCGCCAGGCCGUCACUGUAAAAGAAGCACUUUCCACCAAAGCCCGGCAUAUGCGGAGGAGCCUUAGUACACCAAAUGUUCAUAACGUCUCUUCCAGUCGACCAGACCUUUCUGGCUUUGACGAAGAUGAUAAGGGCUGGCCGGAGAACCAGUUAGACAUGUCUGACUACAGCUCCAGUUACCAAGAUGUAGCAUGUUAUGGAACCUUACCCAGGGAUUCACCUCGAAGGAGUAAAGAAGGUUGUACAUCAGAGAAUCCUCAUGCCUUAAUGGUCAGCCCUUUUAAAGCAUUCUCUCCUCAGCCACCAAAGUUUUUCAAACCCCUCAUGCCUGUAAAAGAGGAGCAUAAGAAAAGGACAGCUCUUGAAACGAGGCCUCUUCUGAGCCAGGAGAGCAUGUCUCCACCUCAGCCACAUAACCUUGGCUGCAUUGUACCCUCAGGAAGCAAUGGCAGCCGCAUGCCAGUAGAACACAAUAGCAAACCUGAGAAGAAGAUUGACUCGGAGGAGGAGGAAAAUGAGCUGGAAGCUAUCAACAGGAAGCUGAUAAGCUCGCAGCCUUAUGUACCUGUGGAGUUUGCUGACUUCAGUGUUUACAAUGCUGGCUUGGAGAACAGGGAGUGGUUUUCUUCUAAAGUAGAUUUGACAAACUCACGGGUCUUGGAGAAGGAAGUAUCCCGUAGCCCUACCACCAGCAGUAUUACCAGUGGCUACUUUUCCCACAGUGCCUCCAAUGCCACUCUGUCUGACAUGGUGGUCCCUUCUAGUGACAGCUCAGAUCAGCUGGCCAUUCAGAUGAAGGAUGCAGAUACCCAUGACCAUUCUGGACCAUCGCUUACGCACGAGUGCAGACUGUCCUCAAACAAAGAGUUGACAGAGCUAGAAAGAGGCUUGGUAAAGGAUAAGUUAAUCACGGUGCCACUCAAGGAAAACAGUGCCUUAACCAAAGGGAGCCCAUCAUCCCAAAGCAUCCUUGAGAAAAACUCCAAAAUACUGUGUAGAGCUGGCUCAUGUUCAGAACUAGAUGCCUGCCCCAGCAAAAAUGGCCCACCAGCCAGGGAAUUCUUCCCCAGGGAGGUGACCGUAGAACACACCACAAACAUCCUGGAGGAUCAUUCUUUCACAGAGUUCAUGGGUGUGUCGGAUGGGAACAAUUUUGAUGGUUUAACGGAUUCUUCUGCUGGAGAACUUUUGAGGAGGAGGAACCUACCAAAUAAAACUGAGAGUAAGAGUGUCCCAGAGGGGCUGCAGGACCCUGGCCAGCUGCAUUCUGCAUCAGACAGUGACCAGGGGAGCACAGCUGCAACUGCACGGUGAAGGCAGCGAGCGCUCGGGGCCACGGAAUGGCAGCCAUCUUCCAUAGACUCGCCAAGCACCAGCCUCCAUCAUUAAAACAUGCUGCAGCCCUGCCCGACCUCAGACCAGCUCUGGCCCGGAGAAACAGAGACCCUUCUCCUGGGCCACCUCCUUCCCCCUUCUGCGUGGGAGAAGCGGCACUUUGUCACUUGGAUGAAUCGGCAGCCUCUGCUUUUUCCAGAAAGCAAGAGAACCGAAAAUCGUGGAUUAAUUAAGUGGCAGUAUUUUUGUUUGCACUUACUACACACCCCUACUGUGUAGAAACCUCUACAGAUUCGAACAAGUAAACUCUAUUCUUGUACAACUUUAAUCGAUUCUUACUGUAGACCCUGGAGUUAACGCUCUAAUUUUUUUUUAAUAUAAAUAAUAUAUAUAAUGUAUAUGAAAUGUGUAUCUAUAGUUUGUCCAGAGACAGACAAGGCUGCACGCUAAAAUGCAGGUAAAGGUGAAUUGUAGAAAAUCAGAAGGUACUGGACUUUGUUACAAAGCAACAUGGGCGAUCUCUUAGAUGCAAGUGAAUGAAAAAUACCUUAUUGUGUAGGGAUGAGGUUGCAGAUCCCUCUUUGCAGAAAAGGUUACGGAAUGCUGUUCUUUAUAACCAAAGAACUUACAUAAGACUGAACGUUUUUGCUGUCCACUCUUGUUUUUUGUGUACAUAUAUGUUUGACUGCAAGUUUGGUGCCAUAGUUCUCUUGGCUACCAAGCCACAUGCUGCCGUUCUCUGUCCUCUCAUAAGCACACUGAUAAAUCUCACAACUAUAUUCUUUGGUCUUCCACCUGGCCACCAUCUGCUGACUUGACAUUGUAUUAUAACCAUUGACAAUGCCUGGGGCUCUCACUCCUGUGUCUCCCAUCACAUUGGUGCAGCCCAGCCAGGCAGGUGGAAUUCAGAGAGCAGUAUUACUGUAAGAAAACACAAGAACAUACCAAGAGUUAGGUGGGAAGAGGGGGUGUUGGUUUUUGGUUUUUUUUUGUGUGUGUGUGUUUUUGUUUUGGAUUAUUAGGUGAUAUUGUGGUGUGGUUUUGCUGUUGUUGUUAUUUUACUUAAUUCUGGAAAAUUUGGAAGAGAUGGGUUGAGCUCUUCACGGGCGCAUACUUCAUUGUGUUUGCAGGAGAUGAUCAGUUACAGGUGACCCUGCUGUCCGUGAUUUCAUUUGUAAGAUUCUCCUACUGAUGGAGACAGGGAAGGAUCAUGUGUGUGGACAUUUGUACACAAGUACUUUCUGUAUCUAUUCUGUAGAUGCCUGUACAAUUGGAUUGGAUGUGUUGUGAGAGCGAGCAAGAGAGAGAGAAUGUGUACAGCCUGCUGUACCUUUUUAAGUUCUUAGCAUCAAUAAGUGACGAAGAUAUUGGAGACCUUAAUGAAAAGCUGCUGUUCAUGAUUUUUUGUGUAUAGUGAGCUGACUGUAGUAUUUUACUAUUGUCUGUUUAAAGAAAGAAAAAAACUGUAAUUUAUAUCCUUUUUCAACAUUAUUGUAUUUAAUUGGUACAGAUUUUUGUGUGUUUUAGAAUACAAAUGGUUUAAUUCAGGUUUUGAAAA
Messenger RNA from Loxodonta africana (African savanna elephant), 7033 nucleotides. RefSeq names its product kinesin family member 13A (gene KIF13A). Gene Ontology annotation, biological process: microtubule-based movement. Lineage: Eukaryota; Metazoa; Chordata; Mammalia; Proboscidea; Elephantidae. The coding region runs from base 55 to 5454 and encodes 1799 amino acids. The record is from RefSeq and is a predicted model, not a curated record. Gene Ontology annotation, molecular function: microtubule motor activity; microtubule binding; ATP binding. The transcript has 40 exons.